CGGGCGGGGGUGGCGGAGGACGGGGGAAGACGAUGCCGCGGCUCCGUAGGGGACGUAGGCGAGAGCGAGCGAGGGGAGCUGGGCGCCCGGGCGCAGGCCGGCUGCGGGGAGGCGCGCGCCGCUCAGAGGCUCUGGCCUCCGCACCCCCGCGCCCCGACGCAGCGGGCGACAGAGAUCGAGUACAGCAGCCACCGCCGUCGCCACCGCCGCCACCCGGAGGACAGAGCAAAAGUUUGGAUCUGGGGGAGGGCGCAGUGCUGAGCGGGAUUACCACCGGGGCUGGAAGGAGACCUCGAGGACCUUUGCAGAUUGCAGAUUGAGCUCAACCAAGACGUUUAGAGACUGACCAACGCUGGCCAGACCCACAGCAGGAGAAAGGAGUUCUGGUGACCCACUGGGUUUGUGUUGACACCGCCGUCACUGAUUACUGGGCAUCCCCUGUUGCCUGUGUAGAAAAUUCUUCCUAUUGAAUUGUUUUUGCACAUGGAAGACAACAGGAAAGAGGUCAACACAGGCUGGUAAAAUCAGAGACAGCAGGAAGAUUGUUUUACUGCAGGCCCUCAGAACGUUUCCUUUUCCAGGCUUCUGGACUUUGACAGAAUCCUGCCUAAUCAUUUUGAUCUUGCUGGGUUUUUUGUUUUUGUUUUUGUUUUUUUCUUUCUUUUUACUUUCCCCAGCACAUUGUAUUUUAUUUCUGUACUUCAGAGAUGGGCCUACAGACCACAAAGUGGCCCAACCAUGGGGCUUUUGUUCUGAAAUCUUGGCUUAUCAUUUCCCUGGGGCUCUACACACAGGUGUCCAAACUCCUGGCUUGCCCUAGUGUGUGUCGCUGCGACAGGAACUUUGUCUACUGUAAUGAGCGAAGCUUGACCUCAGUGCCUCUUGGGAUCCCGGAGGGCGUAACCGUACUCUACCUCCACAAUAACCAAAUUAAUAAUGCUGGCUUUCCUGCAGAGCUGCACAGCGUGCAGUCAGUGCACACCGUCUACCUGUAUGGCAACCAACUGGAUGAAUUCCCCAUGAACCUUCCCAAGAAUGUCAGAGUUCUCCACCUGCAGGAAAACAAUAUUCAGACCAUCUCACGGGCUGCCCUUGCUCAGCUCUUGAAGCUCGAAGAGCUACACCUGGAUGACAACUCCAUCUCCACCGUGGGGGUGGAAGACGGGGCCUUCCGGGAGGCCAUUAGCCUCAAAUUGUUAUUUUUGUCCAAGAAUCACCUGAGCAGUGUGCCUGUUGGACUUCCUGUGGACCUGCAAGAACUGAGAGUGGAUGAAAACCGAAUCGCAGUCAUAUCAGACAUGGCCUUUCAGAACCUCACGAGCUUGGAGCGACUGAUUGUGGACGGGAAUCUCCUGACCAACAAGGGCAUCGCUGAGGGCACCUUCAGCCACCUGACCAGGCUCAAGGAAUUUUCCAUCGUACGGAAUUCACUCUCUCACCCCCCUCCUGAUCUCCCAGGUACACAUCUGAUCAGGCUCUAUUUGCAGGACAACCAGAUCAACCACAUCCCUUUGACGGCCUUUUCGAAUCUCCGUAAGCUGGAACGGCUGGAUAUAUCCAACAACCAACUGCGAAUGUUGACUCAAGGGGUCUUUGAUAAUCUCUCCAACCUGAAGCAGCUCACUGCUCGGAAUAACCCUUGGUUUUGUGACUGCAGUAUUAAAUGGGUCACCGAAUGGCUCAAGUAUAUCCCUUCAUCUCUCAAUGUGCGGGGUUUCAUGUGCCAAGGUCCUGAACAAGUCCGGGGGAUGGCUGUCCGGGAGUUGAAUAUGAAUCUCUUGUCAUGUCCCACCACAACCCCUGGUCUGCCUGUCUUCACCCCGGCCCCCAGUACAGCUUCUCCAACGACUCAGCCUCCCACUCUUUCAGUUUCAAUUCCCAGCAGAAGCUACACCCCUCCCACUCCUAUCACAUCGAGACUUCCCACAAUUCCCAACUGGGAUGGCAGAGAAAGAGUGACCCCACCUAUUUCAGAACGGAUCCAACUCUCUAUCCACUUUGUGAAUGAUACUUCCAUUCAAGUCAGCUGGCUCUCUCUCUUCACUGUGAUGGCAUACAAACUCACCUGGGUGAAGAUGGGCCACAGUUUAGUGGGGGGCAUCGUGCAAGAACGCAUAGUCAGUGGCGAGAAGCAGCAUCUGAGCCUGGUUAAUUUGGAGCCCAGAUCCACCUACCGGAUUUGUUUAGUGCCGCUGGAUGCUUUCAAUUACCGGGCUGUCGAAGACACCAUUUGUUCAGAGGCCACCACCCAUGCCUCCUAUUUGAACAAUGGCAGCAACACGGCGUCCAGCCACGAGCAGACGACUUCUCACAGCAUGGGCUCCCCUUUUCUGCUGGCAGGUUUGAUUGGGGGCGCAGUGAUCUUUGUGCUUGUCGUCUUGCUCAGCGUCUUUUGCUGGCACAUGCACAAAAAGGGGCGCUACACCUCCCAGAAGUGGAAAUACAACCGGGGCCGGCGGAAAGAUGACUACUGCGAGGCAGGCACCAAGAAGGACAACUCCAUCCUGGAGAUGACGGAAACCAGUUUUCAGAUCGUCUCCUUAAAUAACGAUCAGCUCCUUAAAGGAGAUUUCAGACUGCAGCCCAUCUACACCCCAAAUGGGGGCAUUAAUUACACAGACUGCCAUAUCCCCAACAACAUGCGAUACUGCAACAGCAGCGUGCCAGACCUAGAGCACUGCCAUACGUGACAGCCCGAGGCUCAGCAACAUACAGGCGGACAGCAGAACUCUUGAGAACACACACGUGUGUGCACGUAAAGACACGCGAAUUACAUUUGAUAAAUGUUACACAGAUGCAUUUGUGCAUUUGAAUACUCUGUAAUUUAUACGGUGUACUAUAUAAUGGGAUUUAAAAAAGUGCUAUCUUUUCUAUUUCAAGUUAAUUACCAACAGUUUUGUAACUUUGCUUUUUAAAUCUUAAAAAAAAAAAAAUAGUUGCUGAAGUACUGUACAGGGUCGUACAACGAGAACCCAUCGCCGAGGCAAAAGAAUGAGUGAUUCUUCCUUACAAUGCUCAUUAACCACUUUGCUGUGGAAGCUGUCAGAAUAAAUUUCUUUCCUAGAGCGGGUGGUUAGAUGAAUGCACAGGCUAGAAUGGACUCAUAAGGGUAAGAUAAAUAAUAUGGGUAAAAUAAAAAAAAUAGCCCAGAUGUUUCUGUGCUAUUUCUUACCUCCUGGUCUGGAAGAAAAGUAGAAAAAUUCCACAAGAUAAGAAUGGAGGUAGUUACCCAGAUUUUAUUCAGUACAGGAAAUGCAGAAAGUAUCACGAAGAAGCCAGUUCACAUAAAAUAAGUUAACCCAGCCUAAAAGAAUCAAGGAAAUCGAGUUGAGAUUUGAAAAGCCCUUGAAAGCCAGGGGUUGGCUCUCUGACUGGGAAGUUUAAAAUCACCCUUUAUGCUUUCCCGGCCCUGUGUGGUAACACAGUUAGACUUGAGUCUGAAUUCAGUCAUCUUCAAGGACUGCUAUGAUGUUCUAGCAAGAAAAAUCCCUUUAAAAAAUGUUACUAUUCAAAUCAUAUGUCCGGUUGGAUCAUAUUCAACAGAGAUAUAUUCUAGAAUACUUUUUUUAGAAGAGGCUAAUAAAAUAGCGUGAAGAGUUAUAUUGAAUGGAAUUAUUUUUGAUAAUGAGAAUUAUUUGGGUAGAUUCACUGAGGCUAUGUCAACAUGAUAUUUAGACCAACAAGGGAUCAAUGUUUGGAGUUUACUAAAGCAGUUUGUUUAACAAUUACUGAUACUAUUUAGACAAAAACAACUGAUCCGUGAUUCUGUUAGACUAUCUCCACCACGUGUGUUAGUAUCAUGUUGAAAUAGCUUGAAGUUAAUACCUUUACCCCCUCUCAAAUUCUUGUCUUCCAAUCAUCUCACAUAUAUUUUUGUAAUUAGUUGUUUAUGCCAUCUUUGUUUUUGCCCCCUCUGCUCAGUAUUUCAAAGAAAAUUGUGGAUACCAGCCUUGGUUGCAUAAAGUAUCUGUAUGUACUUACACAUUUUAAAAUGUGUACCAAUUUUCACUGCUAAUAGUAAAGACACAUCAAAACUGGCCAAAGGAAUGCAUUUUUUUAAAGCCGUACCAGGUUUUCAUGUUGAAUUGACUUGGAUUCUGUUCCACUGUUGACGUUUUAUUUGCUCCUUUUCAAUCGUGGAUAUUCCUCUACUUUGGAAUUGUUGAAGCAUAAUCUGUUUUAGAAGGGCAAGCUAACAAAUGAAAGAUGAACAAGUCAGCAGUGGCUCACUCAUUCCCCUAGUCUUGACAGAGCAGGGCAUACAGAAGAGGAUAUGGAAAGGAGAGUGAUGUCUGUGUGCAAUUCUAGUGAUUCUUGAAGGAAAUGUUCAUCUUCAGAAAACACAUCCAAUUUACUAUAAUCUCACCAUCCCUUAGAUGUAGAAGGGCUAUAACUCACAUACAUUAUCUAACAUGGACACCCUUGGAAAAUUCUUUUUUAAAUUAAAUUUAGGCAUUCCACUCUGUGCUACAUAUGUCCUUGACGACUUGCCAUUAUUUUAGGGACCCAUGAAGUAAAUGUCAUGAUCAUGUUACAUUUCUCUCUUUUUAAGCAAAAUAAAACUGUGAUGUGUCUUCUUUGUAAGCGUUUAGCUAUAAAAUGCUAUGCAAGCUUUUCUUUAUAGUCAGAGCCUUAUUUUCUUUAAUAAUAUACCCCAACUUAUAUAUUUUAAUCUCCCGCAUUCCUCAGAAUAAGCAGAAAACAUAACUGAACCUAUAAGAUUGUAAUCACAGAGCUGAAACUGUGCAGUCUGUAUAGCUGAAUGUAGCUGCAAAUUAACUUAAAUUAAUUCUAAAGUGACUCUGGUUUCCAUUUUAGUCUAUUAGCUAGAGGGUUUUAGCUGUUGUUUUGUUAAAGCUUGGUCUACCUUUUGAGGGGAUAAGACAGUCUGAAGGUGGUCAGUGUAGCAGAAAGUCAUUUAAUAUCAGGAUAAGGACAUGGGUUUGUGUGUACAUAGGUGGGUAGUUCCCUUUCACUGUCCUCUUCCCCUUGGCUGUGUAGAUAAAACUGUGUGUUCAAAUGAUGGUACUUUAACUUUCUGUUUCUGUUGUCCAAAAAAUAAUCAUUCUCAUUGUUUUGUAUUUUAUGUUUAACCCCCGGUGGGAUUUUUGGCUGCUGAAACCUCUUUGCUUUGGGCCAGGAAGGAUAAGGAUGGAGAGGCUCCUACAGUGUUUCCUGUGACUCACAGAAUUAUUUGGGGGCAUAAAUGGUACAACAGAGAUACGGACAUGUCAAGUGGUUAGGGUGGUCUCAAAGGGUUUCCCUGCUCAGAGAAAGAGUCUAGUUACGGGCUUUAUUUUGACUUUGUGAGCAGCAUGAUAAAACCUCUGAAGUUAAAAUCAAUCUCCCAUAUGUAAUAGCAUACCUGGGGCUGUUAGCACGUCUAUCAGGAUACCAGAAUAUACGAUGGCUAAUGUGUCUUAGGAAAACUGCUGAAUGACCAUCCUGGUGGCUGAUGCUUCACUGGCAUGCUUAGUCAUAGAGAUGUGUUUUGUUGAAACAUCUGCUCUGUAUUUGGACCUCUCUUAUUGUCCUUGUUGAGAUGAUUAGUUAAGAGUCAAGGUUGAACGUGCGGCCCAAGACCGUUAGAACAAAAACCAUGCUCACUGGUUUAUAAAGAACUUGAUGACCAAGUGAGGUGGUAUCAGAUGGUAUCCGACCUUUUUUCAGAGCUUUGUAUCUGUCACUGUACAAAGGACAUUUCCAAAAGGCAUAACCAUGAUCACACAGAUACUAUUGACAGCUGUUCCUAUGCAGAAUAAUCAUCAAUACCUACUUGUUUUGAGGAGAUGUGUUUGAUCUUAGAGAGACUCUAGGUUCCCUCAAACACUUCCCAUUGCAUUGGGACAGUGCCAGCCAUCACAUGGGACCAUCAUGGGCAGAGACAAGGAGUGUGUCCUAUGGACUCUUUUCCUUGUGUAGCAAGUAGAAAACAUUCUCUCCCAUGAGAAAUAACACCACUUCUAAUUAUCUGGAUGUGUGUUGAAAAUGUAUUAGGCAUUUUCCCUGAGGUUAAAAACAAAAAGUGUAAUGUGACCAGUCUGGUAAAAAGUAUUAAUGAAGUACUUAAAAUUACGGCUCCAUUUCCUACUAUUGCGGAUCAUAAUGGUCUUAGUCAUUUCACGCGAGUCAGGAUUUCCUUCCUCACUGGGGACGACAAGCUCUUCAUGUUGUGAGCCAAGCCUCCAUUCAAAACACAAGGCAGUAGUGUAGUCUCCAGGGAGCAGGUGCUGCCCUUGAUCGGCAGACCUCAGCUGCAGGGUCCAUUGCAGCUCCUGAACAGUGAAGUGGUUAAUGUCCAUUGAUGUCUUUGUUUAUAGCAUUUUUCCUCCUAUAAUUAGAAGACAUUAGGUUUUUCUUUAGAACAUGAGAAAAAUGGUUUUGCUCAUGACCUGCCUUUCCAGCAGCAUGGGAAAGCAAAGCAACAGAGUGCCCCGAAAGGAAAAUAGGUAUAUACACAAAACAAAACCCCUGGAAUAUUUCUUGGUCUUGUCAAACCAGGGAUGAUGCUUUUUAGAAAGUCAAAAUAUGGAUGGUAGGAAACUAGCUUACAUCUUUCUCUGAUGUUUUCAGUAGGGUUGAAAGACAAUUACUAGCAACAGGGGAUGCUCAUCAUGGAUGGUGGGGAGGAAGGUUUGUACACAUAUGCAACUGUUGUUAUAACAGCUCUGAUUCUUUUGCUCUGGUUUUUGCUUUUCCUUUUGUAGCUGCACACCCCACAGAAGAGCACAAAGCAAGGCGAUUGCCAUAGGCAUCUUAAAUUACUCUAAACCGUGCACAUGUGCAUACACACUCACACACGGGGGCAUUUGUAAAUGUGUCCAUGGGAUGUAAGAUUUAUAACCAUUCUGAGGCAGGGUGAAGGCAUUGCCACCACGUGUUCCUCAGGACUAGUAUAUAUUUGCAGAAAGUUAAUCCUAAUGAUUUGUUAUUGUUUGAAUCAUAUGUUGCUUUGCUUCUGGUUUGUGUUUAGUGUAUUCUCUCUGACAAGGGACUGCAAGGGGCUGGAAGAUUCGGCAUCACACAUCCUCUGAGACCUACCAUGUUGCACACUUUGUUAACUACCAACUUCACUCUACACUAUACAGUACCUUGUUGAUAUAUUCAGUAAAGGCUUAUUUUAAAAGAAAA
Molecule: messenger RNA, 7131 nt
Organism: Tupaia belangeri chinensis (Chinese tree shrew)
Lineage: Eukaryota; Metazoa; Chordata; Mammalia; Scandentia; Tupaiidae
Gene: FLRT2
Product: fibronectin leucine rich transmembrane protein 2
Exons: 2
Coding region: 708-2690 (660 amino acids)
Molecular function (GO): protein binding
Source: RefSeq, a predicted model, not a curated record